GGGACGCCGAGAGUUCGCAGUGCAUUCUGUAUUUGCUUGAGAUGAUUCGCCAAUAAUAGGCAUGGCGACAGCUUGAUUGACCAUCAGGUGCCUGUCACCAUAGGUGCUACAUAAGUUGAUGGGACAUGGACGAAUUCGACGUGGUGAGCAGUGUACCUUGGAUGAAGAUGUGCAUACAGAGUUCAAAAUGCACACAAUGAAUUCACUAUUCGAAAUUCCUCCUUACUAUCAAGCCUUCAUUAACGGACGCCCUGUGCGCAAACAGCCAAUAAGCAAGACCAUCUCUGCGUUUUUGAAUACUGAAGGUGGCACAAUCUACGCGGGAAUUGAUGAUCAGGCUGUUAUCCGUGGAAUCGAGAUGACUGCACCCAUGAAGGACCACUUCAUUCUCUCUUUGAAUCAUUCCUUGUCGCAGUUCACUCCACCAGUCCCUCCUGAACUUGUUCAAGUGCAAUUUUUGGAAAUAGACGACCCUGGCAACAAUGAAAACGCAGAAGUUCCAUCGCCCGCAGAGAUGCCAACCGCCUAUGAUGCUUUGAACGGUAAUGAGGACAAUAGUGAAGCAGAAUUCCAAAGACCGGUGACUAAGGAGGACCCACGUGCACACCACGUGCUGGGAGAGGCCUGUUUUUGCGACUUCGAUUAUCACGAGUACAAGCUGUACUUGAUUGUCAUCGAGGUUCACAAAUCUACCAAUGGAACUAUCUAUCAAAAUGAGGAAGGGCUAGCUUAUCGUCGCAAUAAUUGUGUAAAUCAGAUGAUGACCAUAAGCGAUCUCAACACUUUCACGCAAACUGAUCUUAUCGAAGAAACUGGUGGAUGGUUGGAUUGGCUGAGAAAAUUGCCGCUUCUUCACUUGCUUUGUUGGGUGCAAAAACACUUCCGCGAGGACGUUAACAACGGUUAAGUUAUUAGCAUACGCCAUAUUAGCGCCCAUGGAGGAAAUAACUUCCAAUUUCACGCCUUCUUUGAAUAGCGUAUGUUUUCUUCGGUCUCAUCUCAGUUGAUGUCAUAGCUACAUACAUCGAUCAAAUUUCUUGAGUUCAAA
Cylicocyclus nassatus is the source of this 1048-nucleotide messenger RNA. The record is from the annotation of a GenBank genome assembly. Lineage: Eukaryota; Metazoa; Nematoda; Chromadorea; Rhabditida; Strongylidae.